Molecule: messenger RNA, 1327 nt
Organism: Diaporthe batatas
Lineage: Eukaryota; Fungi; Ascomycota; Sordariomycetes; Diaporthales; Diaporthaceae
Exons: 3
Coding region: 396-1049 (217 amino acids)
Source: RefSeq, a predicted model, not a curated record
CUAGUUUUAAUAGUUACCUACUAAAGAGACAAACGUUGAACCCAGGGUCGAAGUUAAAUUAAAACCAGCUGGUGCGCGGUCCCGAAGUGGACGAAAAAACGGUACCGGGCUCCGGUGCGCUGGGACGGCCAGGGGUUUCCCACCCUCUCACCUCCCACCUCCCCACACCCAACGGCGCUCUCGGAGAAGGGCCCCGGUGACGACAGGCCGGCUGCAACCACACCAUUGACCUCAUCGCCGAGGACGGGGUAGCAUUUUCUUUCCGGGGUAGACAGCCGUUGUCUCUCUAACAUAGACCCGUGAACGCCAGUGAAAAGAGUGUCUUUCGAUCACAGCACCUAUCAUACGAUCGAAGACUUGCUCGACAACACACUCACAAACUUACUUAUUCGGCCAUGGCGGACGGCGUCGAUACUGGGGCACCUUUCCCACUGCCUCGUGUGACCAUCAAGUUCUGCACCCAGUGCAAGUGGAUGCUAAGAGCAGCAUAUUACGCCCAAGAGCUCCUCUCAACAUUCUCCACCUCGCUGGGCGAGGUCGCACUCCAGCCAUCCACAGGCGGGACCUUCGUGGUCGAGAUCCUGUACUCCUCCCCCCCGCCGUCCUCCACCUCAACCCCACAACAACCGGGUGACGGGGGAGGGGCCAUCGCCUCCCCGGCCCGAAAGGUCCUCUGGGACCGCAAGACAGACGGCGGCUUCCCCGAGACCAAGGAGCUGAAGCGCCGCGUGAGGGACGUCAUCGAGCCGGGCCGCGACCUCGGGCACGUCGACAGGGACCACGCGAGGCCGGGUCCCACUACUUCUGGUGCUGCUACUGCUACUACUACUACCGCCACUGCGACUGCCACCACCAGUGAUUCAACAAAGGUGGCAGCCGCCGCGGCGGCGGACGCCCGGCAACCCCACAAGGCCAAGCCGUCCAGGGCCGAGCUCGAGGCCGCGGGGCCCGCGGGCGCGGGCUACCCGGGGGCGAGCGAGGCCGCCGCGGAGGCGACUGCCGCAGCUGCCUCGUGCGAGAGCAAGAAGGAGUGCGAGGACUGCGACUAAGCCGGUGGUGGGUGGGGGCGCCCUGGGUUGCAAGUGGGUGACGACGACGACGACGACGACGAGGAGACGUUCAGGCGGCGAUCUAUCUGGGUGGUUCUUCACCAGUACCUACCUAACCUAACUGGUCAAAUAUGCAUUCGGCCGGGCAUGGGAGUCUUCACCAGGGGGCACGGUUUUCCGCAAUGCCUACUUGCUUCUUGUGGCUGGCAUAGUCGCCGCGCGGCUUCGGGGUCUUUCUUCGUCAACACAAGGCUCUGGCUGGCUGGCUGGCUGGCUGG